Molecule: messenger RNA, 483 nt
Organism: Soboliphyme baturini
Lineage: Eukaryota; Metazoa; Nematoda; Enoplea; Dioctophymatida; Soboliphymatidae
Source: the annotation of a GenBank genome assembly
AUGCUAUCCCGCAAUGAAUCACAAUCGUACAAUGACUUGCCUAAAUCAAAGCGGUAUUUCAACAGCUUGCAGUUGGUCAGUGAUCAAUGGCAGUCGCAUUGCGGCUGCGCUGACAACCUCACCGGCGAGGUAUUCAACUUUUGCUAUCAACACCCUCUUAUCCCGUUCCUCAUCGGUACAAAGUUUUCUUGCGAUUUGUUGCCAUACUUAAGAAACCUGGGUCUUUUCGAGCCAAUGGAAUAUGUUCAAGCGAAGGACCUUCACCAUCCAGCACCAGCUUUUGUGACAGCCGCCGACCAAAGUUACUUCGACCCGGCGAUCACCCUGAUCGUCAACUUUCAGUCACAUUUUCCGAGGGAAACACUCAUCGUCUAUGAUCUCGGAUUCACGCAGGAGCAAGCGGACCAAAUAAAGACAUCGUGCAACGUGGAAUACAGGAAAUUUUUCUUUGAGAAGCUUCCAAGUACUAUGAUGAUUGAGUGA